Apis mellifera (honey bee) is the source of this 1555-nucleotide messenger RNA. RefSeq names its product odorant receptor 13a. NCBI's taxonomy places the organism in Eukaryota, Metazoa, Arthropoda, Insecta, Hymenoptera, Apidae. Gene Ontology annotation, cellular component: plasma membrane. The record is from RefSeq and is a predicted model, not a curated record. The transcript is spliced from 6 exons. Gene Ontology annotation, molecular function: olfactory receptor activity; odorant binding. Bases 99 to 1358 code for a protein of 419 amino acids. Gene Ontology annotation, biological process: detection of chemical stimulus involved in sensory perception of smell; sensory perception of smell.
CCGAUACGCUAUGAACGUGUAAUAACAUGAAAUAAAUACAAAUUACGCGAUCGAUGAGUAGAGAAUACCAAUAGAUCAAAGUAGGCUCCCACUUGGCGAUGAUAAUCAAUAUUCACUCUGUACUGUUACGUACUAUCGUAACAUCGUAUAUCCAGCGAGUUUUUUUAUCAAGCGAAAACGAUAUGAGCUUUCUGGAGAGCGACGUGUCCGUCAGUCUGACGUCAAUUUUUAUGAAACUGGUCGGAUUAUGGAUGGCGGCCGACCAAUACGAGCAACGGUUAAGAAACAUCUCGGUUACUUACAACUUGGUCGCCAUUCUUUUCGCACUGUACUUACAGACUACGGAUAUAUAUUACUCGUGGGGCAAUUUUUCUGCUUGCCUCUUCUCUGUGUCCAAUACGCUGUCGUUGAUUUUGCCCCUGUUGAAGAUAUUCAUUCUGCUCAGUAACAAAGAGGAUUUUUUCCGUUUGAUCGUGUAUAUGCAAAGGAAUUUUCUACAAGGGAAUUACGACGACCACGAGAGAAAGAUCGUGUUCGGUUGCAAGCGAAAAUGCACGUUCUUCAUUUGUUUCUUCACGUUCUUCACAAUGGCGACUAUCGUUUCUUACAUCGCUGGUCCAAUCAUUGGAAAUAUUGGAAAAAACGAAUCGGACAGAGUGCUUCCAUUCAACAUGUGGAUUAAUCUACCACUAAGUAUGACUCCAUAUUUUGAAAUUACGUUCACGUUACAGGUUUUGUCCCUGUAUCAAAUUGGGGUGAGUUACUUCUGUUUCGACAAUUUUUUGUGCAUUAUGAACUUACACUUGGCCGGACAAUUUAAAGUGUUGCAAUACAGAAUUUCCACAAUAGCGGAUAGGGUUAUCGAGAAGGAAGAGAAGAAGGAGAAAUUAAUUAUCGACUCGUUGUACUUUUCAAACAAAUGUUACACCACUUUUAAAAAGUACAUCCGCCAACAUCAAGCCCUUAUAGCUUACUGCAGAAAACUCGAAGUGGUGUUCAAUUGGAUUGUCCUAGAGCAAGUUUUGAUGUUCAGCUUGCUGAUUUGCCUCGAUGGAUAUCAAAUACUCAUGGCAAACGGAGACAUCAAAACACGUUUAACCUUCAGUUUCCACAUAUUAGCAUGCCUGUGCCAAUUGCUGAUGUUCAGCUACAGCUGCGAUUGCAUCAUACGAGAAAGCGUGAGCGUGGCUACGGCAGCAUACGGUGGACCUUGGACGCUACUACCAAUGACUAUAAGCGGGAGGAUGAUGCGAAAAGAUUUGAUAAUAGUCAUUAUGAGAGCCAGCAUACCUUGUUGCUUGUCAGGAAAGGGAUACUUCAUCGUGUCUCUCGAAACGUACACCAGUGUAAUAUUAUAAUCUGUUUUGAGUACCGCGGCAUCCUAUUUCACGUUGUUACGAAACAAUAUAGAAAGUGAUAAUUAAAAUAACGAUAAAUUUUUGACUAAGAAAUCGAAUAAGGAAUCCAUCGAAUUGAAAUUAUACGAAUUAUACGAAAAGUAGAUUAAAAAGGUUAUCGUUGAAAUAAAUAUUGUUGAAAAGAGAUUGAAGAAAGA